Messenger RNA from Rhodofomes roseus, 735 nucleotides. RefSeq lists its product as uncharacterized. The transcript has a single exon. The coding region runs from base 120 to 434 and encodes 104 amino acids. NCBI's taxonomy places the organism in Eukaryota, Fungi, Basidiomycota, Agaricomycetes, Polyporales, Fomitopsidaceae. The record is from RefSeq and is a predicted model, not a curated record.
GCUCCAGAUCCAAGGAUCGCCCGCGAUAGCAGCCGCUGCUCUCCGUAUCUCUGGGAAUCUCUAUACCUGUCUAUGCCAUAAUGCGCGCGGUUCAGGGACCUGUUAGAUUGUGCUAGGUCAUGUUCUUCAUUGCGGUCAGUUGCCUCUCACACUUAUUACAGUACUCCCGUACAGUUUCUACUCGUUCUGCACCAUCUUCGAGCAUGAUUGUCUACACAAGCUAUCCCAACUUGCUGUCUCAAGGAGUACAGCUAAUGCACAAUUGUAGCCGUCCCACAGAGCCUUGGUUGAUCAGAGUCAAUCAUCAUGGCUUGACCCUGAACAAUGUAGGUGGAGAACAACGCACCUUGUCCGCGAGACGACGCGGUGUGUACCUGUAUCAGGCCUGUCUGUCGACAGCGCCGCUUCGUCAACACCUCUCAGCCAGCCAAUAACACGACGGAGACGGGAUGUAUGGGUUAAAAACGACAUCAACAGACAAAUUUUCAUUGAAUGUAGCUCUCACUACUAUCUAGAAGUCCAUCAUUGCAUUCGGCAGAGCGAACCUAGAGCUGCUAGCGAAGGCGGAGCCGUCCAUCUGCGCCAAUCGACAAAUGGCCCCUUCCCGGUGAGCAGGAUGUGGAAAGAGGUGAUAAGGUGUCGGCGCAGGAAGAAAGCGUUGGUGGCGCGCGUGCAGCUGGUUGACACUGUCGGAGUCAAGAGCACUGGACUCCGCCGUUCGGCAGAUGCCCGCCG